AUGGCGGAUGGUAAAGCAGCUUUAGCGGUGCCGACCGGCGACGGAGGACCUGGUGGAGCAGCUGGGGCGAGCGCAGCUUGGCUAGGAUCUCAGGCGGAGCGAGGAUGUUCCGUGGAAGGCCUUGGAGACGAAGAUGCUCCUCACAAGGACGAUGAAGCAUUCAGCAGAGAAAGGAAGGGUGGGAAGGUGAAAGCGGAUCAAAUUGCAGAGGAGCCAUACUCGACGUUCAGCUCUGGGCAAAUACAGUCAGUAGAGGUCGCGCGCCUGUCACACGUCGCUGAUUGCGCGGCAAAGACGACUCACUCAUUCAUCAUCGUUCUUGUCAGCAUCAUUAUCGCAGCUGCUACGCUCGCUGCCUUCUUAUCGCCUCUCACUGCCAAUGCUAUCCUGCCCGUGCUAUCUGAGAUCUCGAGAGACCUCAAUGUCCCCAUCGAAGAUGCGACGCUUUCCGUCACCAUCUUUGCAGUCGGUAAGUGGGCUGAGCAUCUGGCGCCGUCUUUCAUGUUUAAUCGAAGCAAUCAGACUGAGCAGCAGCGAAUUUUGGAAUCCAUGACGCCAUUCCCGGACAGGUCAAGGCAUUUUCCCGCUCAUCUUCGGAUCGUACACCGACCUUGCAGGGCGGAGACCCAUCUUCUUCAUCUGCCUCAUCAUCUACGCAGUCGCAAACGUCGUGCUGGCCAACCUGCCUGACAGCUAUCCCGGUUUGCUAGUCCUCCGACUCAUCCAAGCCAUGGGGUCAGCAAGUCUGAUUAGCAUUGGCGCAGGUGCCAUUGGGGAUGUGAUCCCUACGCAUAGGCGAGGCAGAGCUUACGGCAUCUUUCAGGCUGGCAUAGCUGGUGAGCAGCUUCGUGGUGUCAUUCGAUGGCUCAUGAAGCGCUGACGCGACUUUUUGUUGGAUGCCGCGGCCAGGCGGGCCUUCGAUUGGGCCCAUCGUUGGCGGUAUCAUUGGCGAGGAGGCAGGCUGGAGAGCGAUCUUUUGGCUCCUGUUUGCUUUGGGCGCGGUGGCGCUGCUCUUGCUAGUUCUCUUCCUGCCCGAGACUCUCCGAUCUCUUGUGGGCAACGGCAGCACCCCUCCACCGACAGUGUGGCACGAAGCUCUGUGGACGCUGAUUCGGGGCAAGACGGCGUCCCAGCUCAAGGGAGAAAGGCGAAAGGGUUGGCCCUCGGAUCCCUCUCAUGCAGGCAUGAGCCGCAGCAGAAGAAUUCUAUCUUACCUCUCCAGACCUCUCAGGCCUCUACGCUUAUUUGCCAGGUACGAAAUCACUUUGCUACUAGUCAUCAACGCCAUUCCGUACGCCGCAUUCUACUGCUGGACAACAACGAUCAGCGACCCGUUUGCUGGUGUGUACGGCCUCAACACCUUGCAAAGUGGUCUGAUCUUUCUCUCUAGCGGAAGCGGUACGGUGCUGGCGAGCAUUUUGAGUGGUUGGAUCAUGGACCAUGACUAUGCGACUGCUAAGGCCAAGGUCGAAGCGCGGUCGAAGAGUGACGUGGAGGCCAACUCGGCUGAGAAGGGUGCAGAGCAGACAGACGCUGCUGCCAACCUCUCACCGAACAGCGAGCAGAACGGGAUCAAAGGUAGAGCAGAUGACGCCUUCAACGAGGCUACGCGAGAGGCUUUGCAUCCUACUUCUUCUCGUCGCACUUCUUCCACCGCGCAUGCCUCGGCGGCGGUUGCCUUGUCCACGCCACCAGCCACUCAAGCGGUUCCGCUGGAAGCUGCGCGCUUUAAGAGGUACCCAAUCUACAUCUUUGUGGCGAGCGCGACAUUCAUUGGCUACGGCUGGUGCCUUCAAUCAGAAGUGCACAUCUCCGUUCCCAUCAUCUUGUUCUUUUUCAAUGCUGCCUCGGUCGGCGGCAUCAUGGCGAUCACGCAAGUCUUGUUGGUCGAUUAUCUCGCUAGUCAAGGUGCUUCUGUGACUGCUUGCAACAAGUGAGUUUCGCAAUGCAGCGUUGAUUGCUGACGCCAACAUCCUAGAUGCCUUGUUCUAACGCAAUUCUGCUCUUUGAACGACGGCAGCCUCUGCCGCUGUUUGUCCUCUGCUGUAUCAACCGCCAUCAUCCAAUACAUCCUCAAGGGCAUCGGAAGGGGUUGGACAUUUACCCUACUAGGAUUGAUCACGCUCGCUUCCGCACCCUUGGUCCCAUUGACCAUUAUCAAGAGCUCUGGAUGGCGAGCAAAGAGGGAGGCGGAGAAGCUAGAAGCGGCGGAGAAGGUACAACUGAGCGGCAAAGGCAAGGUAUAG
Ceraceosorus bombacis is the source of this 2246-nucleotide messenger RNA. The record is from the annotation of a GenBank genome assembly. NCBI's taxonomy places the organism in Eukaryota, Fungi, Basidiomycota, Exobasidiomycetes, Ceraceosorales, Ceraceosoraceae.